Camellia sinensis is the source of this 444-nucleotide messenger RNA. NCBI's taxonomy places the organism in Eukaryota, Viridiplantae, Streptophyta, Magnoliopsida, Ericales, Theaceae. The record is from RefSeq and is a predicted model, not a curated record.
AUGUCCAUUCCCUUUCUCCCCUCCUUCUCCCCUCCUCACUCCUUGUCUCUCCAACGCGUUCUUACUUUCCCCCUUUCUCCUGCUGCUGCUGAAUACUGGUUUGCAACUUUGCUCGGUCAGUUCAAUUUACACAAGUUCCUAUCCUCUGUCAAAGAGAAUGGAUUGAUGCAUCCCUCCGAAUCUUCAUGGCUGAAAACCCUUGGAAGACACCUUUGCAACAAAUCCUUGUAUGCCCUCAAUUUCUGUUCAGAGCUCUUGAUAACUCCUGAUGAUACUCUGCUCCUUAGCAUAGAAGCCUAUGGUGAUAACAAGACAACUCAAAUUCCUCUUUUACAGCUCUGCGAACCAUUGUCUUUAUUUCACUCUGAAGCAGAGUGGGAAAGAGAGAUAGAGAGCGUGAGAUCUGUGAUAGAUGGGUGUGGGUUGAGGGACCUUAGACAUUAA